AGCUUGAGGCUUCCACUUUCAAUUUGCUUCCUCUCGUCUUGCACUCGUCAGUACACCUCCACCGGAAUCGAUUCGCGCUUGUUUUUCCGUCAACACGGUCUACUCUCUCAUUUUAUCCCAUUUCAAGAUCUCAGUCAACCUCCCCACUGAUCACCGCUGAUUGAGGGCGACAUGGACUCGGACACAGUACCGCUCGGAGGCACCGUCAACAUGUACUCGCUCGACAAAGACAUGGUCUUCUACGACAAAAUGGAUCAGUAUCUCUCCGCGAAGAUCUCCUGUCUCUCCAGCUAUCGCGUCGAGCACGACUUUCAGAAAGAGUUGAAGGAGGUUUCUGCGCAUCUGACCAAGUGGCCAGAUGAUGUCCUCUUCGAACACGCUAACAACAACGAUCCGGACGCGGUCCUCGAGUUAGCAAUCAGGUAUCUCAGCGGAUAUGGAGUGUUCAAGAAGAACUAUGAAGGCGCGCUCUACGUCCUCGACGCGCUCUUCGAUCCUCAGUGCGACCGCUAUGUCGGGAAUAAUGCGUCCCCAACGCACAUCGUACAGGCCCACUCGCUUGCCGCCUACGCGCAUCUUCACAAGUUCCUCGCCUCUCCGGCAGAGCGUACGGACAUCCAACGCGACGAGCGACGUUUCGUCCGCCCGGAGACCAUGCGUCUGGGCGUCGGCGCGUCGCCCCUUGCGUACUUCGCGCUCGCAGCGCACCACGCGAACGAGAGUGUCAAGCUCGGGCUCGUCUCCCCUGCCACGCUCCUCGUCGGCGCGAAGAUCCGUGAGAUUGGCGAGGUGCUUGGCGCGGACGUCGAGCAAACCGUCAAGCACGGGAAGCGCUUCCGUCCUCUGUGGCGCGCCACCGCCCGGCGCCGUGAGGAGAUAUUCGCAGAGGAGCGUAAGCGUCAGCUUAAGGCGGAUAAAAGCCCGAAUGAGUACGUGUGUGCUUUGGAGGGGUGCGGCAUUCGUGGUGAGAAGAAGGCCGCACUGCGCGCGUGCGGUGGACGAUGCCCGAUGGACCUCAAGCCGUCCUACUGUAGCGCCGCCUGUCAGAAGAAGGACUGGCCAAGGCACAAACCCAUCUGCAAGCCCAACUCCGAAGGGAAGACUCCAAAAUUUUCAGACGAAGACAAGCCAAAGGCCCUCACGUUCUUCGAGCUCGGCGACCCAGAAGACGGCGACGUGCCAGAGGAUGAAGAGGAAGAGUCGAUCGAGGAGAUUAGCACGCAAGCAAGGGAGGCCCCUCACGGCCCUGGUCGUAUCAUCGACAUCCCUGCGCCUGGUGCUCCUGGCGGUGCCAUUCAGUGCACGUCGAACACGAUGGACCCUGAGUCCAUGAGGUCCUUCAGGGAUGCAGUUUCCGAGAGGCUGCAGUGAGCGGGACGAUGAUGGUAUGACGCUAAGCCGUGCGUGUCGUAGAUCUGCUUGCCUGUGUACGGUAACGGUACGUCCGGAAGUCCCGAUGUUACGCGCGUGGAAAUUUGGAACCCUUCCGUUGACGGCCGAUCAGAUGCA
Molecule: messenger RNA, 1509 nt
Organism: Fomitopsis serialis
Lineage: Eukaryota; Fungi; Basidiomycota; Agaricomycetes; Polyporales; Fomitopsidaceae
Exons: 3
Coding region: 172-1371 (399 amino acids)
Source: RefSeq, a predicted model, not a curated record